UGUUAAUUUAGUCUUAGUCAGCGUUUUUGACAGUGAUGCAGUCUUGUCAUCGUCUCGCCGAUGAGGUUGUUGAUGAACAUAUUUCGUCUCGUCUCACGAAAUUAACACCACAAUAAUCCAACCUAGUGUUGAACUAGUGUUUUUGUAUCAUGUCAAAGGUGAUGGUAUUGCCGCAAAGCAAAUAGCAUUAUGGAUGACCUCAAACACACUCUUCAUCCUCCUGCCGUAUGGAAAAAGGUACUAAAAGGGCACUCACAACCUACUGUGUAAGUGUUUCUUUCCACAAGCCAUCAGACUCCUCAACAACUGAACUGAACUGUACCGAGCACACACACACACACACACACACACACACACACACACAUGUGGACUGCACUGAUCUGCACCAAAUACACUCUCGUCCAAUACACAUCAAUGUCUACAGAAACACCCACCUGUUUACAUGAUGUUUUGCACACUUUUUGCACAUGCUGUCUUGCACAUUUCAGUCAAUUCAUGUUUUGCACACUACAUUUCAAUAUUAUAUUAAGUGUAGAUAUGUUUAAAUAAAACCAUCUUGUUCAGAUUCCUAUAUUUUUGAACAAUGUACUGUAUAAUAUACAGAAUGCACACCGGUCAGCACUUCUUUUUGUGUAUUGUUUUGUAGUGUUUUGUAUUGUUUUUUAGAACUGUCUUUUGUCUCCCACUGUUUGCACCAGGAUGCACAGAUGCACUGUACAUUAUGUGACUCGGACAACUUACAAAGUCCUUAGCUCUGUUUUGUUCAUUUUAUCUCUGUUUUUGUUUUUAUGUAGCUCCAUGGUCCUAAAGAAACGUUGUCUCAUUUCACUGUUUACUGCGUCAGCUAUAUACGGUUGAAAUAACAAUAAAGGCUUCUUGACUUGACUUCUCAGGAACCAGGUUACAUAUGUAGAUUUGUGAUGUGUAUAUACAGUAUUUUGUUAUACUGUCCUUUUGUGUUGUUAUUUUGGUUGAUGUCUUUUCAUUGUUUGUCUCACUCAUGUUUCCUGAUUGAUCUCAUUUAUUUUUAUUUCAACCCUAAAAUAUGUUGUGUAUUUAAUCCUUUCUGUGUUUGGUGUGAUAUCCAAGUUCCUUGCUGCUCUGUUCUGGUUUUUGAUCGUGCCGUGAUCCCCCUUUUGUGUGUUUUGGAUUAUCCUUGCUAACUUGGCUUGUACAGUAGAUCGCUCGACCUCUGCCUGUUUCCUGUUAGUCAGUUUUCAUUCAUGAUUUGGAAUAAUCUGCCUUCUCUUUAAAUAAAAUGCCUUUACUGCACCUGAAAUUAACUUUAUUAUUACAGGAUGUGAUGAACUAAAUAGUGUAGAUUCAUGAAAUAAAACCUUUAACUGUACUCUUUAGUCAGUAGUGUUGCAGAUUCCCAGAUUAAUCCUGAUAAUGCCAAACCCAUGGUUACAGAUCAGUAUGAUGAACCACUCUUUGUGCUGCUUAAGUCAAACAAUAAAAACCAAAAUGAACCCUUCUUUAAAUUACACACUAAAGUGAACUUAAUGGUAACUUAAACUUGAACUCCAGUCCUGUUCAGUUUGGUUCAUUUCAGAUUUACAUCCAGUUUGUUUUGUAAAGUAGGGAAAGUUGGAGGUGCUAUUUGGCAGCAUGUCAGAUCACUGUUUCAUCAGAUUUUAAAGUACGGACCAGAAAGACACUCAGAUACACUGUUUAUCAGCUGCAAAAUCUGAUGGUUUACCUCCUUCACAUUUCAGUGACUUUAUCCUCAACACAUCAGUAAUGGAGCGGCGUCUAUUCAUACUCUUGAUUUUCACAGGAUUCAUCCCUCUCGUCCUGUCUGUCCCUCAUCAGUACUAUCUGAUCCAGCAGAGGAAAAUCUGGAGUGAUGCUCAGGCUUACUGCAGAGCCACAUACACUGACCUGGCGAUCAUCGACAGUAAUGACAACAUAGUCCGACUUCAGAAUGAAGCACAAAAACAACAGUUCAGUUCCAGUGCUUGGAUUGGACUCUACAAUCCCAUCAACAGCUGGCGCUGGUCCAUGGGAAACGAACCACUGGGGACUACGUGGUGGUGUUCAGGUCAACCCAAUAAUAUUGUUGGACAUGACGAGUGUGGUGCGAUUGGUCCCUGGGGUUGGAAUGAUCUGGACUGUACUUCACCUCACUCCUUUGUCUGUUUUGAUGUCAGUAAAACUGGAAAUCAGAGGUACAUUUAUAUUUCUACUACUAUGACAUGGCUUGACGCUCAGACUUACUGUAGACAGCAUCACACAGACUUGGCCAGCUCGAGAAAUGCAACUGAAGAAUCAGUGAUACAGGGACUGACAUCUGGCUGGACUUGGUUUGGUCUGUUCAGAGACUACUGGAAGUGGACAGACCAAACUAACUUCUCUACCAUCAGCUGGAUGUCUGGAAAACCAGAUAAUGCUCUGAGGAAUGGAAACUGUGGUUAUAUAAAUAACAGUCAGGCUGCUAAUGCUCAGUGCUCAGACAUAAUGGCUUUCUUUUGUUACGCAGAAAUCACAGGACGACAACAGAUAUUAAAAAUGAAGGUCCGAUCCAAAGAGGAUGCGAAUGAUCCUGCAGUGAUGACGGCCAUCUUGGAGCAGAUCAAAGAGAAACUGAACAAUCUUCUGAGGACACGGAACAUCACAGUGAAAUGGCGAAAACAACCAGAUGGAGUUGUGUUUAACAAGCUGAAAGGAAAAAAUAUACUACCGUAGAAGAUUAAAGUGUGAUCUCUAAAUCUAAAUUCUUUUUAAGUUCUCUUUAUAUUUAUUUUGGAAUAUCUGUUUAGUUUUUAUAUGCAUAUUAGCAUAAUAAGAAUAUGAUGUUAAAUCUCUUUCUAUAAUUAAUGUGUAGUUUGAGAUUCUAUGAUGAAACACACUAUCUGUACAUUAUAAUAAGGUCUUUGGAUAACAUCUUAGGUGUAAGCAGUUCCUUUGACAUGUGUAAUAUUAUUCAUAGAGUUGUAUGAUACUUUAGCACUGUAUUUAUUUAUUGAUUUAUUAAUGUUUUAUUUAUCUAUUUAUUAAAAAUAUACAUUCA
This is a messenger RNA of Tachysurus fulvidraco (yellow catfish), 3013 nucleotides long. Its product is annotated as putative C-type lectin domain family 20 member A. NCBI's taxonomy places the organism in Eukaryota, Metazoa, Chordata, Actinopteri, Siluriformes, Bagridae. The transcript is spliced from 6 exons. The record is from RefSeq and is a predicted model, not a curated record. Bases 1744 to 2688 code for a protein of 314 amino acids.